AGAGAACGAGUACGAGUUCAGAAAGAAGUUUCUAAAAGUUUUCAAACGCGGAGGGAUCAUUACUCAGGACGACAAAGAGGUUUCAUCGCUGAUCGAGAGCAAAGUCUUCAAAUAGAAAAAUGCCAGGUGAACGGUUGACAGUAAGAGACACAUCAGAGGUGGGGCGCUUCCCAGGAGCAGCCCCGCCGACCCGGGUGGAGUUGACCAUUGAGAAAGAGGAAGAGAAAAAGCAGGAGAAAGGAGGAUGUUGCCGCUGGUUAAGGAAAAUCUGCCCGUGCUGCUGUAAGCCCCAGAACAUCACCUCUCAUGAUGUUACAGACAGGAUUGAGGUGGUCAAACCCCCGGCCCCAAUCGUGGCCCCAGAGCCUGUUAAGCCAAAGCCAGAGAAUGGAGAAGCAAAGGAAAUGGAAGAAUUGAAGUUGUCAGUGGUUUCUGUGGACCUGCUGAGCUCCAAGCUAGGUCAGAACAGACGAGAGCACCACACCGACCAGUUUGAGGAGAGCGAGCUGAUCAUCCGCAGAGGGCAGACCUUCCAGAUAGAGAUGGAGCUCAACAGGCCCUUCAAUGCUGACACUCACAAGCUGCAUCUGGACCUGAAAACAGGUUCGCUGCCCAUCGUGUCCAAAGGCACCCAUGUUAUCAUUCCACUGGUGGAUCAUCUGGAGGAUGAACGCUGGGAGGCCAAGAUUGUAGAGCAGAACGGCAAGAAGAUCAAGCUGUCAGUCAACUCGCCACCCAAUGCUGUGAUUGGCCUGUAUGGCCUAACAGUCACAACUGGCUUGCUGGCGAGUGAGACCACGAGUUCUUACACAUCCAACAAGAACAUCUUCAUGCUCUUCAACCCCUGGUGUGAAGAGGACAUAACGUUCCUGGAUGACGAGGAAGAGAGGAAGGAGUAUGUGCUGAAUGACACUGGGAGACUUUACUAUGGCACAGAGAAACAAAUAGGCUCUCGCACAUGGAACUACGGGCAGUUUCAUGAGGGGAUCCUUGAAGCAUGUCUGUUCAUCCUGGAAAAGAGCGACAUGCCUCCAUCUGGUCGAGGGGAUGCUGUCAAUGUGGUCAGGGUCAUAUCUGCCAUGAUAAACGCUCAAGAUGACUUCGGGGUUCUGGUUGGGAACUGGUCAGGGAAUUACGCUGGUGGAGUGUCUCCCACGGCAUGGAGCAGCAGCGUGAAGAUCCUGAGGAAAUACCACGCCUCCGAUGGGAAGCCUGUGGAAUACGGACAGUGCUGGGUCUUUUCAGCGGUCACUACAACAGUACUCCGCUGUCUUGGCAUACCUGCACGAAGCGUGACCAACUUCCAGUCCGCUCACGAUACUGACGUAUCCCUCACCACAGAUGUAUAUUUCGACGAGAAUAUGCAGCCAAUUGACUACCUCAAUAGUGACUCUGUCUGGAAUUUCCAUGUAUGGAAUGACUGCUGGAUGGCCAGACCAGACUUGCCGCCUGGUCAUGGAGGCUGGCAAGCUAUUGACUCCACACCCCAAGAGACCAGCCAGGGCACCUUCCGAUGUGGGCCUGCAUCUGUCAACGCCAUCCGUUCCGGCCAGGUGUACCUCAAACAUGACACACCCUUCAUCUUUGCUGAGGUAAACAGUGAUAAGAUCUACUGGCAGAGGAAUCUCGAUGGUACUUUCAGUCAGAUCCACAGUGAGAAGAAAGCUGUUGGCCACUUUAUCAGCACCAAAGCAGUGGGUUCUGAUGAACGGGCAGACAUCACACAUCUGUACAAAUACCAAGAAGGAUCGGAAGAGGAACGCAUCGCUGUGGAGACUGCCAGUCGCUUUGGCAGCAAGCCAGACGUCUACUCCACUCCCAUGGCAGAGGAUGUGAGCGUGGAGGUGAAGAUGGAUGGCGAGGGGCCCAGGAUGGGUUCUGAUGCCCAGCUGAGCAUCCUGGUGAAGAACCUGAGCUCGCAGCCCCGUCGGACAACGCUGCACAGCCAGGUGGCUGUCAUGUACUACACUGGUGUGCUGAAGGGCACCAUCAAGACGGAGCAGAUGCCUGUGGAGCUUUUGCCCAAUGAAGAAAAGACCAUUGAGUGGGUACUGCCCUACCAACAGUACCAGGACCAGCUGGUGGACCAGGCAGCCCUGAUGCUGACACUGUCUGGAAGAGUCAGCGAGACCAAGCAAGUGUUGGCCAACCAGACCACCUUCAGGCUCCGCACACCUGACCUUACCAUCACGCCUUUGGGAGAUGCUGUGGUUGGUAAAGAGAUGGCAGCCAAGAUUACCUUCACCAACCCACUGCCACGAACACUGAAGGGGGUCAUGUUCAGAGUGGAGGGCUUGGGUCUGCAGAAAGACCAUGAAGUGGUUGUCGGUGAUGUUGGCAGUCACUCUACGGUUACACUGACAGAACACUUCAUCCCCACCCACCCCGGACCCAGGAAACUUGUGGCCUCUCUCGACUGUAAACAGCUCUCGCAAGUGCACGGAGUGGCCAAUAUCGUCGUUCUCGAACAAUGAGCGGAAGCUUCCUGAGAUCACUUCCUGUUCUGUUUCUCACUUUUUCCUUCUGAACUUGUCAAAUAUUUACCAAGAGCCUCUAAUUAUAUGAAAAGUGUGCCAAGUUUUUAUAUCGUAAAAUAGCCUGUUUUGUUAUACAUCAAUUUUAUGAAUUUUUGAUAUUUUAAAACUAUGAAUAGACAAUUAUCAACUGUAGCAUAACCAAUUUUAUAUUUUUACUUAAAAUAAUAUAAAUACACAUUUCUGCCUUGCUCUGAAAUUUAUACACAGUUGUGUAUGUGCAGUGUUUAAUUACAUACAUUGAGACUAAAGCUCUUUAAUUAGCAAGCAUUCAUAUAUUAAGGUUAUAAACUGUACUGUUACACACAUUAGUGCAUUUCAAGACACUGAACAAAGCAAAUGAAGGUGCAGAGAUUCAGGUCACAAUUAUUUCUUGUAAAUACUGUAGAUGUAUUAUUCAUAUAACGUGUUAUAAGAUGAAAAGUAUGUGAAAAGUAUUGUCAGACAAAAUGAACCUCACAUGGCUUUCAUGAAGGAAGGGUACUGUGAAAUGUUUUAAAGGGAAUGAUGGCAUUGACAUUUUGCAAAGAGUACAUUACAGUUUCCCCAAUUUUUUCGGUUUAAUUAUAUUUGACUGACAGAGGAUUUUAAUAUUGUUGGAAGACAAUGUUUAAGUCAUUUUUCUAUGCAAAUGUACCAUGUAGAUUUACAAAGAAAAAAUCUACAAGGACAUUUCAAAAAUGUUCCUUUAAUCAUCAGAGAAAAAGCAUAUUUAUAAAACCAUGAUUAUUUCCAAAACCAAAAGGUCAACACUCUGAAAACUGAAAUGUUCCCCUUUGCAGAAGGCAUGCCAAAAUGUUCCCUUAGAUGAAUUUCUACCAGAUGUUGUUCUUUAUUUUCUUUUGUGUGUUUGUGUGUUUCCAUCAUGUGUGAGUACAAUACUGACUUAAGCUUUAUGUAACAAGUACAGGCAAAAUUGGUCUUGUGACUGCUGUGAACUGUAACCAGCCAUAUCAAGAUGUGAGGUGUGACUGUAACUCUCCUUAGCUUUACGUGGUUCUAGUCUUGUUUAACCUCAUCACUCAACAUACAAUGUGAAGGAAUCUAUUAUAAUAACAAAUAUACUAUUUAUCUACUUUGUCUACCAGUGAUGUUUUUAUGCCUCUGUGCCCGAGGCAUUAUGUUUCGGGUUGUCCGUCCAUCUGUCCGCCCCAUGCUCAUGAAUGCGAUAUCUCAGGAACGCUUUGAGGAAACGUCUUCAAAUUUGGUACAGAUGUCCACUUGGAUUCAAGAUUGAACUAAUUAGAAUUUGGUGGUCAAAGGUCAAGGUCACUGUGACCUCACAUCUGUCCCAUUCACAUGAAUGCGAUAUCUCAGGAACACCUGGAGGGAAUUUGUUGAAAUUUAGCACAUCCAUUGGUGGCUGAAGGUCAAAAGUCAAACAUAAUUUUGGACAUAACUCA
Messenger RNA from Scomber japonicus (chub mackerel), 3937 nucleotides. RefSeq names its product transglutaminase 1 like 1 (gene tgm1l1). The transcript is spliced from 14 exons. Lineage: Eukaryota; Metazoa; Chordata; Actinopteri; Scombriformes; Scombridae. The record is from RefSeq and is a predicted model, not a curated record. Gene Ontology annotation, molecular function: protein-glutamine gamma-glutamyltransferase activity. The coding region runs from base 120 to 2474 and encodes 784 amino acids. Gene Ontology annotation, biological process: peptide cross-linking.